UAUUAUAGACGAGAAGAUAGACCAAUUCCACUAUGAUUGUGGAAAAUGUCCAUCAGGGAUUCUCAACCUUUCUCCAUACAUCAAGACUAAAGAUCUAACACUCCAAAACAAAAUAAAGAAAAUAAAUAUGAGUAAAGUUCAAUGCGCCCAAUGUAAUAAUAAACCAGCUUGUAAUGCAGAUACAUUUUUUGAAAGUCAAUUGUUUUGUUGGGAAAAAGAGUUUAACAAAUGGACAGCAACGAAAGGAAAAAGAGUUUGUAAGAAAGGAUUUUGCUUUGUUGGGAUUAAUAAAGAAGAGAAGGGUAAAUUAGAAUUUAAGGUAUUUGUCGGUUAUCUUUGCCCCCAUUUUUUAAGGAAUAGUACAAGGCUGUGGUAAAUGUUCGGGACAGCAUAAUCUCGAUAAAUGUUUUAAUUGUUCAACUCCUCUCUGCAAUGAUGAAACAAAACUUCCCCAAAUUAAAUGUUACCAGCUUACUUACAAUCAACUACCUUAUGAGAAGAAUGCUAG
Molecule: messenger RNA, 508 nt
Organism: Meloidogyne enterolobii
Lineage: Eukaryota; Metazoa; Nematoda; Chromadorea; Rhabditida; Meloidogynidae
Source: the annotation of a GenBank genome assembly